This is a messenger RNA of Eucalyptus grandis, 1799 nucleotides long. RefSeq lists its product as uncharacterized. The transcript is spliced from 3 exons. The record is from RefSeq and is a predicted model, not a curated record. Lineage: Eukaryota; Viridiplantae; Streptophyta; Magnoliopsida; Myrtales; Myrtaceae. The coding region runs from base 72 to 551 and encodes 159 amino acids.
UAUAACUACCCUAGUUUUAUCAAUCUGCUAAGUUGUUCGGUCGAUCCUCAACCACUUUUCACGAUCCAUCCAUGAAGAGAUCGGCGAACACCGAUCCAGUCAUCAUCUCCAUCUAUGUCGAAUCACCAUCAUCGUCUUCCUCUCGAAACCCUAAUCAUCCCACCACAAAGAUCAAGCCAAGCUCAUUCCUCGAAAACCCUCAAAUUCCGGGAACAGACGGUUACGAUCGUCGCGCUCAGCUCCUUGCCUAUGCAAGAGGAAUGAGAACCAGUGGCGGCUCUCAACCAGCAGCGCAGCGGACCGAGCAUAGGAAGAGUGGAUGGUCAGCCCAAGCUGGGCCAAAGAGGCUCCGAAUAUGUCUCGAUCGGAUUCUUCGGCGACGGAACAAGAGUCGGAGAUACGAGCACCUCGGGUCCGACGAUGAAGAAGAAGAAAGAUCUGUGACUCCUGAGCGUGCCAAUCAGAGAAGUAAAAUGCCCUUUUACAGGAAAUUCAGACGCAUGCUCGGAAAGUUAUCAUGCGGAUGGAAGUGCGCAAAAGGAUCAUCAUGACAAGAGGUGCACAUGAGUAGUUGUGGGAAGAGGUAUUUAAUCGAUUGGCAUAGUAAAUUCCAUUGCUGUAGCCCUGGGACUCUUCAUCUGAUCGAGAUUUACACGUUAAUAUAUUCAUAAACAUGUGAGAGACGACGGGCGCGCAUCGCAUCAUAUAUAAUCAUUCGAGUCUGCGCUUUCCGGUUUCUGUAUAUUUUCGUCUGUGCUCAUUAAUUUAGUCAUUCCCUCGAUUUUUUUUCUUGGUUCAUCCUCGUUAGCGGCAGAUCCAUGAACUUCUCAGACGCCGAUAUCUUCAAAUUCAGCAAUUGAUCAGCGCGCUUUUUGCCAACAAACGCAUACCAGGUCGAUAGAAAUAUUUGAAGGACAAAAAGAGAAUUGAGGGAUCUUGGAUUAAAGACAGCGAUUGCUUAUAAACAUAUAUUAGGAAAGAGUUCUCCAACUAACGAUACAAUUAAUUGCCAAAUCUCAAUUAGCAGAAGGUAGUGUCUGCCCUGAUUUCGUAAAUGCUCUCAAGUAACCGUCGUUAAUUCGCAUAUGGUUCAUGUCCUUCCAUAUGACAGUGAUUGAUUCAGUUCAGCUCCCAAAUAGUUUCACUUUUAUUGCAAGGUAGCUGCUUUUCUUUUCUUUUUCCAUUUAUAAGAGAUUUAGAUCUUUUAUUUCCUAUUAGUAAUAGCCUACUAGCUAUAUAUUCUAAAGAAACGCCUAUAUAUCUUAGCUAAAUUAAAAAAUUUAGAAUUGAAUUGUCACAUAUUUAUGAUUUUUUUAAUAAUUUUUCCAGGGAUAUGGUAUAAAGUAUUUACACAAAUCUAGUAUCCUCGUAGCGAAAUCGAAAGAAUUAUUUUAAAUAGUGUUUGUUGUCCACUCACAGUCGGUCAUCACAUGAAGGAUUUUCAGUAUGUUCCGCAAAACCUGCUUUUUCUUUUCAUGUGCAUCCACCGCUCACAAGUCAUCGGUCAACUAUGCAUAGCACGGCUGAUAGGAUAGAUUAAGAAUCGACAAUUUGGCGAAGGGACGAGGGUUGUGUUUUUCUUUUCCGCAGGGCCCCCCGGUCGUCCUCGUGCAGGACACGGUUUUUCUUCUUCCCCCGGAGACUUUUCUUGGCCCUAGAGUCGGGCUCAACGACGAGACGACUGGACGAGAGGUUCCAGGAAUUCUACGGGAUCGUUACAGCAUUUCACCCGUGAAGAAAAUACAGCGUUCCGUCUAUGACUCUAGGAGCAGACGGGGCUGCUGAAAAGAAGCUCUAAU